Messenger RNA from Schistosoma curassoni, 1020 nucleotides. The record is from the annotation of a GenBank genome assembly. NCBI's taxonomy places the organism in Eukaryota, Metazoa, Platyhelminthes, Trematoda, Strigeidida, Schistosomatidae.
CUGAAGUUCAUGCAAUUCAUCUUUGGCUUCAAUUCAUUUCGAAUUAUUUCAUUCACACACAACAGAAUUUUGAUCAAAUUGUAUGUUUCCAUUUUAUAAAUACAGGUUCAGUGUUAUUCGUGAGUGAUAUACCCGGACUGAUAAAUCACAUUAUGCCAGGCAAUUUUCUUCCUCAAUUUGAGAUGCUACAUAACAAUGAAUCAAUUGCUGUGAAAUGGUAUUUUCGGACACAUGUUAAUGAUAAAUAUCUUACAAGCAAGGUCACUAAUCUGAUACAUCGGAAUGGGAAGAUAUCUGUGUAUUAUGAGAACAUUCCUACGGAAAUCGAGGAUAGGCAGCUGUACACCUAUAUUCAAACUAUAUAUUCUUGUGGAAAGACGAAGGAAGUUAAAUAUGUAGAAUUAACUGAGAUAAGUGUCCCCAGUAAAUGGAUCAAAAGUGACACGCUAGUGGAGAUUGAACCAAUCGAGAGUAGUUGUUCAAAGCAUAGUUCUACUGACGAAUGCCAAAAUGCGACAACAUCAAAUAUGAGGUGUAUUUGGUGUGAAACAGCUAAUAUGUGCAUUAUUAGCAAUGAUGAAGAUACUCAUGAAUUGAAAGUAGAUGAUUGCCGUAUAAAAAACACGACCGUACACACACACGUGACUGAACACAACAAACACAAUAACACACUUCAUUACCUGUAUAUUGGGAUACCGAUUGUCGUCUCAUUCUGUGUUUUAUGUAUUGGAUGUUUUGUUGGUCGGUGGUUGUAUAAGAGGAGGAACAGUAAUUCAUGAUUCUCAGAAAGUUCAUAUCACUUGUUUUUAUUAAUUUGACCGAGUUGUUUUCAUUUUGUAAUUCAUCCGAUCACUUCACAUUAUGUUGUCCGUUUCAAUUUGCUGAACGCUUUUCUUUAUGCAACUUUGAAUCAGUUUUAUGAUUGUUAACAUGAUAACUGAUGUACUUUUGUUGAUAAAAUAGUGAUAGUAAUUUUUAACAUUUACGUGGUUGUUUUAAUUUAAUAAAACUUGAAUAAUA